AUGGUGUUCCACAACUGUCGCUUGAAGGCCGUCAGUCGGGACAAGGUGCUUUUCAAUUUGAACGCAACCAUAACACAACCGAUUGAUGAUGUAACUACACGUGCCAGAGUUUUGAAGAGGGCAAACGGCUACAAGCCUUGGAUCGUCGACGUGACCUUUGAUGCCUGUCGAUUCAUGGCAAAGAAAUCCAUUCCAGUCGCUUCAAUAGUCUACGGGCUAUUCAAGGAGUUCACCAAUAUCAAUCAUACAUGUCCUUAUGUGGGUCCAGCGAUUAUCAAGGAUUUUUAUUUGAAGCCCGAGCUGCUGCGUCUUCCCCUGCCCACGGGCGACUACAUGCUGUCGCUACAGUGGUUCUUUAAGAAACGGCUAGUAGCUGAUACGAAUGCGAGUUUCAAGUUCGUAGAGGAUCUUCUGAAGAGAAACUGA
This is a messenger RNA of Drosophila subobscura, 426 nucleotides long. RefSeq lists its product as uncharacterized. The record is from RefSeq and is a predicted model, not a curated record. NCBI's taxonomy places the organism in Eukaryota, Metazoa, Arthropoda, Insecta, Diptera, Drosophilidae. The transcript has 2 exons. The coding region runs from base 1 to 426 and encodes 141 amino acids.